Messenger RNA from Strongylus vulgaris, 402 nucleotides. The record is from the annotation of a GenBank genome assembly. Lineage: Eukaryota; Metazoa; Nematoda; Chromadorea; Rhabditida; Strongylidae.
UCAUCGCCAUACUGUACUGAUGUUGGUCGCGCACUUGGAUGCCCUAUUUUCCACGUAAAUGCCGAUGAUCCAGAAGCUGUAAUGCAUGUGUGCAAUGUUGCCGCGGAAUGGAGGAAGACCUUCAAGAAGGACGUGAUUAUUGAUAUUGUGUGCUACAGAAGUUUCAAUUUAUAUAGACACGGCCAUAACGAAUUGGAUGAGCCCAUGUUCACUCAGCCACUUAUGUACCAGAGAAUCAAGAAAAUGCCAACAGCUUUGGAAAAAUACCAAGAACAUAUUAUUAACGAAGGUGUUGCUAAUGAUCAGUAUGUGAAGGUAAACUUUGAUCAUUUGAUUUGCAUGGUCCAUAAAAUUGAAAUCUAUUUUAAAGGACGAGCUUACGAAAUAUGGACAAAUUCUUGA